GCAAUGGAAUGUGCUACAUUUCUUGAAGAAAAAAAAGGAUUUCCUGGAAUAAUUGGCAUGAUUGAUGGAACUCAUAUAAAAAUAGAAGCCCCACAAGAAAACCAUGAGAGUUACAUUAAUCGUAAAGGAUACCAUUCCAUUCAAUUGCAGAUAGUUUGCAAUCAUAAGAUGGAGUUCAUACACUGUUAUGUAGGCUAUCCUGGCUCAGUGCAUGACCAAAGAGUAUUUAAUGUGUCAAUGCUACAAGAUUUUUGCAGCGAUCCAAUUAAGUUUCCACGUGAUACUCAUUUAAUUGGUGAUGCUGCUUAUAAAAUUUUCAAAACUUUACUUGUACCGUACAAAGAUAAUGGUAAAUUAACUGAAAGACAAAAAAAUUAUAACUAUUGUUUAUCUUCCAUAAGAAUGACAGUAGAACGUAGCAUUGCUCUUUUAAAAACACGGUUUAGAAUUCUUCUUGAUAAACUACCAAUGAGAAGAAUUGAUCUGAUUCCUGAUUACAUCAUGGCCUGUUGUGUUUUACACAAUAUAUGUUUGAUGAAGAAUGACAUGAUUGAAAUCCCUAUAAUA
This is a messenger RNA of Trachymyrmex cornetzi, 567 nucleotides long. Its product is annotated as putative nuclease HARBI1. The transcript has 2 exons. The record is from RefSeq and is a predicted model, not a curated record. Lineage: Eukaryota; Metazoa; Arthropoda; Insecta; Hymenoptera; Formicidae. The annotation marks the transcript as partial.